This is a messenger RNA of Dicentrarchus labrax (European seabass), 3861 nucleotides long. Its product is annotated as protein phosphatase 1 regulatory subunit 1A-like. Gene Ontology annotation, cellular component: cytoplasm. The record is from RefSeq and is a predicted model, not a curated record. The coding region runs from base 349 to 984 and encodes 211 amino acids. The transcript is spliced from 7 exons. Lineage: Eukaryota; Metazoa; Chordata; Actinopteri; Moronidae. Gene Ontology annotation, molecular function: protein phosphatase inhibitor activity. Gene Ontology annotation, biological process: intracellular signal transduction.
CAGUGCUGAGAGCUGGGGGAGACAGAAAGGAAGGAGAGUGAAGCCGGAGUAGAGACACCAGCAGGUGCUGAGGGUAGAAAAAAAUACAGCAGAAUUGAAUUAAGGUAGCAAUCAAAGCUAGGUAAUCAGGGAAAAGUGUGUUAAAGGAUACAAUUAAAGAACAGAAAAUAGUCAGACAGAAAAUAUAUUACAAUCUUAGUUUUUCCUAAGCUGGAGCACACUUAUUUUCUGUCUCAGCCACCCUCACUGAGCUCUUCACCCUCCUUUUCUCCUACGGAUUCUCCUUCCUCGGAUCAUCCCCUCCUCCUCCUCUUCGUCCUUUCCUCCUCUUUGACAGACAGAGCCACAAUGGAAACUGGGAGCCCCAGGAAGAUACAGUUCACCGUUCCCCUACUGGACACCCACCUGGACCCAGAGGCAGCUGAACAGAUCAGAAGACGUAGACCAACACCUGCCACUUUAGUGGCAUCCAGUGAUCAAUCAUCACCUGAAAUAGAUGAAGAUCGCCUCCCAAACCAGUUGUACAAGGCAGCCUUGUUGAAUUCCCCUCGACAACGACGAAAAGGGCAAAAGGGAACACCUACAAUGAAAGAGCUGCAGUUCCUGGUAGAGCACCACCUGUACAGACAGCAGCAGGGAGCUGGGGACGAGUGCUCCUCAGAGAGUUGCCUGUCGGACCGCCCCAGCCCUGAUUCUGUUCCCACCGGGGAGGAGCUCCCACACGACGAUGAGGCCACUGCAGAGGCCUUUGAGAAACUGCGCUGCCAAAUGGAGGAGUUCUCAAGGGAGAGUCUAUUAGAAGCUGCAGGUGGACUCGAGUGCGCCCCCUCCAAGGAGAAAGAGGACUGUUCCAGCGUUGCCAAUGUAGCAGAUCCCUCAUCGCAACAAAACAACGCACAAGCAGACACAAAAGCAGCAGCAUCCAGUGCGAUUCAGCCUGGAGAGGAGAAGACAAAGAAAUGCAGCCUGGAGAAAGAGAAGUAGAGAGCUCUUUUCUGCACAACACAAUGCUGCUCAGUCUGCUCAGCCAGCCCAACACAAUGACAGAGGAUUGUGUCUGCAGAUCCAGUUUUUAGAUACAUCAGGGCAUCUAUGUUCCUCUACAGUCAGGCCUUAGUUACCAACCAGAGAACAAGAACAAAGGUUUCUACACUUAUUUUGUGUCAAAAUCCUGUGUAAAGGGACAAUUAUUUAAAUAUAUUUGUUUUCUAUGGCUUCCCCUGCACUAAAAUAAAAAUAGCUUACUGUAUGUAUGAACCAGAAUGGAAAGAAAAGAGAGUAUUUUCCUGUCUCAGUCACACAAUCAUUAUCAUAAACUACCACAACUCACAGGCAUGUCAAAGGCAACAAAUAUUAUAUUUCCAAUCCUUUUAGACAGUUUCUGUAAUUAAAUAUGUGCCAUGACUUCUGCAAUUAUUGUUCCAAAAGCAAUAAAAAAUUAUUUGUACCUCAUAACUGGGACCGAGACCAUCACUUUUAAAUUCAAAUGUCAUCAUUUAGUCCCAGUGAGAUAGAAACUGAAGCUACUUAAAUUAAUGGACUGCACAUCUGGGAUGAAAAUAUUUACAUAUGUUUACAGUACUGGAUCUGACAUAUACUGUACGUUCAGUAAGUCCAACUGAAAUUCAAUUGCAUAUUAUUUUUCUGCAACAAAAUAUAGGGCUGCAACAAUUAGUCAAUUAAUCGAUUAAUAAAUCCCAUUAUUCUCUGGUUCCGCAGCCCAAGUGCGAGGAUUUGAUGGUUUCUAGUCUAUUGUUGGGUUUUGGACUGUUGGCUUCAUCUUGUAACUGUGAGGGACAUUUUUCACUAUUUUCAGACAUUUUACAGACUGAGCUAUUUUCUCGAUUAAGUAAUGAAAAUAAACGUUAGUUGCAGCCCUAACUGCAUUUAUAUCUGCACUGAAAAUCACUUGUCCUGAAACCAAAAGAGAGAAAUUUUUGGUUUCAUGAUGGCGCCCCCUAGUUUUGCAUUCCUUUGUCAGAAUAUCGUAAUGUUACUGUCUACACAACCAAUCAAAUCGCUUUAUUUUAAACAAUAUUUGCAUGAACAGCGUUCAAUGGUAAAACUUGUGCAAGACACCGUGGUGCUGGCCUCUGCAGAUACAAUACUACAAGCGUGCGCAGUGGCAUUUAUCCUCAACCUGUUGUUCAUUGCAGUAUUCUCCAAAACCCAAACAAAAUCUUCAGUGGAUAAGCAAGAAGUCAAUGAGUGUUAAUGGAAGCCAACAUGGCUACACACGCUGCUCAGGAGUUUGUCAAUGCAGAGUAAGAAUUGAUCUGCUUAUAGCAAAAUAAAACGUCUGCAUGUUCUCUCAAGGAAGGGUCGAAGAGGGGUCUGUAGAGUCCAACCUCAUCGCCCAGUCCACCUUCAAACUUUCAGGAGUGCACGACCAAGUGCUGCAACAACUUGCGGAGCCUUCGCACUCCAUCUUCUGACGAUCGUACCCUAACACCAGGGACAAUGUGUCAAGCAUAAGCAGGCUUUAGACUAACAGUCAGACAUCUACAACACAACAUAAGAGACACAGAAGGAUGAGCAAUGAAAGCCACAUUAGCUUUCCUGCUAAAGUCUUCCUCUUAUCUAACUAACAAACAUGAACACGUCUUUCCUGCACCUUAGCUUGUUGAACGAUUCACCGGGGAAAAGUGCACUGCUGACUCAGUUUGAAGGCUAACAAGCCAAUUAGCCACUCAGAUGCAGCACAUUAAACAGCAUGUAAACAUACCUGAGAUGCUGGUGACAUGUCAUCUAGGCUACAGUUCAAGUUUGUUUACUUUGUCUGUCUUGCCAGCUGCUGUCAACCAAUCACAGACAUGCACCCAGCUGCUGAGAGGAAUAGGAGCAUUUCUAAAAUUUUCCAAAAUACUUUCCCCCCUUAUUUUUAAAAAUGAAAAACUUUUAAUGAUACAUUUUUAAAACCAUCUCCAGAUUAGAAAAAGGAAUAACUAAAUUGGAUGUCAGUUGGACAAUUGGAGGAAGUAACUACUGGUAAAGUUAACAACAAUGAUAUCAUGUAUUUUUACGGAAAUGGACUGAUAACAAGGCUUUUACUGGCCUAACUGCGUGGUUGUAAAUCUGUAGACGCAGUGUUCAUGUCUGUAGAUGCAUUUGCAUAUUUUAAUUUAACAAGAAAAAUCCAUCUCCAAUGAGCAUAACUGCACCCUCAUAUUUGACACUUGAAUGCUUUCUGGGAAUCUAAAUCCUGGUCCUAAAACACCUUCCUGCAUGGCACUGAAUGUACAGUGACUUAUUUUCUAAGCCCAAGGUCUUUACUGUGCUUCAUUUUGUACGGGAACUAAUUUAAACAGCCAAUUAAGCAUCUUAAAUACCUGACACAAAUUGUGAUUACUGGCAUUCCCUUUUAAUUCUAGUUUUGUACGAAACAAGGACAUUAUAAAGUCAUCACCACACUCUUAAAUGUUUGUCAUUUCAUCUGUUAUUUGUAUCACUGAAGUGGCAUUAUUAUGUAGAUUAUGUGACAAUCCUUCCAUAACCUUAACAUUAUACUUGACGUGUGAAAGAAAUAAAACAAACUGUAACAGAAAACUAAAGCUACCCUAGUAUUGAUGUCACUUUAGCAGAUUAUUCAGCCACAGUAUGAGCAGUUUAUUUCCCAGCUGCCAACCAAGACCACUAUGUCCACAAUGAACAAGAUAGACAAUAAAACAUUCCUGUGCAAGCAUUUGUUUUUUCUUCUGCGGUGUAUUUAUGGACCAUGUAAUGUUUGUUCUGUUUUUGAAUGGUAAUAGUGUACUUUACAUGAAUUAAAUCCGCAGAGUUUUGUUCCAAUUUUACUUGAAUUGAUUGAUGAUUACGUCUGUAAUCUAAAUUUGUUUGAUACAAUAAAAUGUUUAAAUUGGU